CCGGAAGUAACUAUACUAAUUACGGGGUUGUUGUUAGGUCGAUAAAGUGCACUUUGACCGUAAAAAUAAAUAUAGGUCUCCGGUGCACAACGUGGAUAAAAUGGCGGGCCGUAAUUUAAUAGACGGAGAAUGUGGUGGCUCGAAUUCAUUGGUGAAAUUUGGUUCACAUUUUACACAAGACAGAGCAUUUAAACAGGAUGGAUUUCGACCGAUUGGACCAAAAACUGUUCCUGGACCACUUGAUUUGGCUGGUCCAGGGCUACAGUCAAGUGAAGAGUUAGUGAAUGAGUUUUUAACAAGUCACCAAACUGUCAUGGCACCCCAGACAUUCCAUAUGGGAAGUUUAUUACAGGAGAUGAGAGAAAUAGAGGAAUCAGAGAAAGCCUAUACACCUCAACGAGCGCCGACGAUAUCAGAAAUGGCUUCCAGUGAGUGGGCAGAAGAAUAUCUAUCAGAAGAUCAAAAUGUCCGAUUAACGAACUGGACAGACGGACAGCAACACACAGCGCCACCUGAUAUAAAAUGGGCAGAAGAAUAUUUAGAACACACAGAUGCUAAACACUGGGCUGAGGAUUAUAAUAAAGAUAUAUUAGAUGAUACAAAAUGGAUAGAUGAAUAUCAGACACACGCAGCUCGAGACGGAAAUCUAGAAAAAACAGCCACAGAAAUAUUAAACGGAUUAGAUGAUCCUAAAUUUAGUAAUUCACAGUUUAUGAAGUUUGUUAAAAGAAUUGAAAACGGUGAAAUUAAACUAGAAGAUAAUCAAGUUAUAGAGCAAUCGAGUAGCGAAACUUCAGUCAAAUGGGCUGACGAAUUUACACAACAACAGGAAGCAAAAUCAUUGGUUGAUAAAUGGGAAGAAGAAUUUACAGAUUUUUCAGCCAAUCAAGGACAAGACGCUAAUGAUGUUGAUUUCUGGGAUAAAUUACAGAAACAUUGGCUUGAAGCAGAACAAGACGAUAUCGGCCAUCCAUGGUUAUCAGAAUAUGAACGUUCGGAACCCUAUCAGAAUUAUACCUUUGAAACUGAGAAUCCAUUAUUAGAUCAUCCAAACCCGUUUGAAGGUGGAUUAGAGAAAUUAAAAGCAGGGGAUAUACCAAAUGCUGUUUUAUUAUUUGAAGCUGCUGUUCAAAAAGACGACACACAUAUACAGGCAUGGCAAUAUCUGGGUACGACACAAGCUGAAAAUGAACAGGAACCAGCUGCUAUUGCUGCUUUAAAAAAAUGUUCAUCUCUAGAACCAGGUAAUUUAGUAGCUUGGAUGGGAUUGGCUGUAAGUUAUACAAACGAAUCACUGGGUACGUACGCUAGUCACGCACUUAAAACCUGGUUGAAGAGAAAUCCUCGCUAUUCACAUCUCGUACCUGGUCCAAUAGACGAUAAACCAAUCACAUCAUCUUUUAUGAGCAGUUCUGAGUAUGAAGAAGUAAAAGAGUUAUAUCUACAGGCUGCCCGUCUGUCAUCACAGGGAGAAAUAGAUGCUGACGUCCAGUGUGGUUUAGGAUUAUUGUAUAAUAUAUUUAUAUAA
This is a messenger RNA of Patella vulgata (common limpet), 1528 nucleotides long. RefSeq names its product peroxisomal targeting signal 1 receptor. Gene Ontology annotation, molecular function: protein binding. Gene Ontology annotation, biological process: protein import into peroxisome matrix, docking. The transcript has 15 exons. Gene Ontology annotation, cellular component: peroxisomal membrane; cytosol. Lineage: Eukaryota; Metazoa; Mollusca; Gastropoda; Patellidae. The record is from RefSeq and is a predicted model, not a curated record. Bases 101 to 1528 code for a protein of 475 amino acids.